Sorghum bicolor (sorghum) is the source of this 1204-nucleotide messenger RNA. RefSeq names its product ADP-ribosylation factor-like protein 2. The record is from RefSeq and is a predicted model, not a curated record. Gene Ontology annotation, biological process: protein folding. Gene Ontology annotation, molecular function: GTPase activity; GTP binding. The transcript is spliced from 6 exons. Lineage: Eukaryota; Viridiplantae; Streptophyta; Magnoliopsida; Poales; Poaceae. The coding region runs from base 296 to 940 and encodes 214 amino acids. Gene Ontology annotation, cellular component: microtubule cytoskeleton; cytoplasm.
GAGAAGCACUCUGCUCGUCGCCUGACUCGCCCCCACCAGGCCACUACCCCGCCCGGCCGAAGCCCCGCCGACCGGCGACGCGCGACCGCGCAGAUCAGCCCCACCACCGUUAGACGGGAGACGGAUACCGCGACGGCCGACCUCUCCGCCUCCGCGCCCUCCUGCGGUCCUGCCCUUGGCCCGUCGGCCCUCCUCUAGUCCUCUUCCUCCUGUGCGAUUGUGCCGGCUCCCGCAGACCGCAGUCCCGCGUCCGGCGUCCCGGCCGCCCCGGCCCCCUUCCCUCACACCACUGAUCAUGGGGCUACUCAGCAUCAUCCGGAAGAUCAAGCGCAAGGAGAAGGAGAUGCGCAUCCUCAUGGUAGGCCUGGACAACUCGGGGAAGACAACCAUCGUUCUCAAGAUCAACGGGGAGGACACCAGCGUCAUUAGCCCAACCCUCGGAUUCAACAUCAAGACCAUCAAGUACCACAAAUACUCUUUGAACAUAUGGGAUGUUGGAGGACAGAAGACGAUCAGGUCUUACUGGAGAAAUUACUUUGAGCAGACUGAUGGGUUAGUUUGGGUCGUUGAUAGUUCAGACAUAAGGAGGCUUGAUGAUUGCCGUGCUGAACUCCACAAUCUCUUGAAAGAAGAGAGACUAGCUGGAGCUUCAUUGUUGGUUUUCGCAAAUAAGCAAGACAUACAGGGAGCUCUAAAACCAGCUGAAAUUGCGAAGGCUGUUGUUUCCAUUCAUAGGGUUAUGGUGUGGCGCGUAAGGACGGAGAUGGUGCUUCAAAUGGGUUCUGAAUCUGGAAGUGAUGAACAGCAGCAGGCACUGGAAGAUUGUGGGCUGCAGCGCUUACACUGGAGAGGGGCUUCUCGAGGGCUUCGACUGGCUGGUCCAGGACGUCGCUUCUCGGAUCUACGUCCUGGACUGAUAUUUGUAGCUUCGAUGCACUGAUGAUAUUUGUAGCAUCGGUGCUUGUUGUGCCGUCGUUGGGAGUGCAAAAGUUUGUUAGCGCGUCGGUGCUACGCUAAUUUGUCAUGCCUGUACUAAUCUAGGCAUCGUCAGCAAAAGAUGCAAUUCUAUUGUGCCAAUUUUUCUCGCUCUAAAUCAGCAAUGCUAGAUUUAUUUAAUUUAUUGAACUUAGUGUGUUUUAAGAACUAAAACAGAAUUGAGGAGCCUGUAUUGUAUCGAAGCGUAUCUUCUUAGAUCCGUGUUAUA